AUGCCUUCGGUGACAGACUACCAGGUGGCACUGACCCCCAAGGGAUCAGACCACGCGGCUGAACCAGUAAACAAUGACGAAGCGCUCUCGCUCGGCGAGUACUGCAAGACGCGGCUUACGACACUCAAGCCGCCCAUGACAAAGGCCGAGAACCCGCUCAAGGUGCUGGCGCUGCUCAACCGCAUGCAGUGGCUGCAGUUUCUCGUGUCUUUCAUCGCCUGGUCCUGGGACGCCUUCGACUUCUUCACGGUCUCCAUGACCGUCUCGGACCUGGCCGAAACCUUCGACAAGACGAAGACCGACAUCACAUGGGGCAUCACUCUGGUGCUCAUGUUGCGCUCAGUCGGCUCUAUCAUCUUUGGUAUUGCAUCUGAUCGCUGGGGACGUAAAUGGCCCUUUGUAGUCAACAAUGUGCUCUUCAUCGUGCUGGAGCUGGCGACGGGUUUCUGUCAGACAUACACACAGUUCCUUUGGAUCCGUGCGCUCUUCGGUAUUGCCAUGGGCGGUCUGUACGGCAACGUCGCCGCUACGGCGCUUGAGGACUGCCCACCUGCAGCGCGAGGUAUCAUCUCUGGUAUGAUGCAGCAAGGUUACGCCUUCGGUUAUCUAUUGGCCGUCGUGUUCGCCCGUGUUCUCGUCAACACUACCAGCCACGGCUGGCGUCCGCUCUUCUGGUUCGGAGCUUGUCCACCGAUCUUCAUCAUCAUCUUCCGUCUAUAUCUGCCCGAGACCAAAGUGUUCCAGGAGCGCCAACGUGUACGUGAAGCAAGUCGUAACAUGACCAAGACGUUCGUGGCUGAAGGUAAAAUCGCGCUCAAACGCCACUGGCUGCUACUCUGCUACCUGGUGCUGCUCAUGGCAGGCUUCAACUUCAUGUCACACGGCUCGCAGGAUCUGUACCCGACGAUGCUUGAGAACCAGUUCGAGUUCAACUCGAACCAAGUCACCGUGACUCAAGUCGUGGCCAAUCUCGGUGCCAUUUGUGGCGGUACUCUUGUGGGCUACUACUCGCAAGUGUUCGGUCGUCGUCUCUCGAUCCUUGUCAUGACGGUCAUUGGAGCUGCUAUUCUGUAUCCAUACUGCUACGUUAGCGACGAGAGCAUCAUGAUCGCCGCUUUUUUCGAGCAGUUCUGCGUCCAAGGUGCUUGGGGUGUCAUCCCAAUCCACUUAAUGGAGCUGUCUCCCCCGUCGUACAGUGCGUUUGUCGUGGGUACGGCGUACCAACUCGGAAACCUGGUUUCCUCAGCAUCGUCGACUAUCGAGGCUUCACUCGGCGAGCACUUCCCGCUGCCAGAGGGCGAGAACGGAGAAAGUCGCUACCAGUACGGCAAGGUGAUCUGCAUCUUUCUGGGUGUGGUCUACGUCUACGUGUUCCUGCUGACACUUAUCGGACCUGAGGCUCGCGGCAAGGAAUUCGAUGUCAAGCACGACCAGGAUCUCGAAGAGGCCGCCCACGUCAACCACGAGGACCUCGCUAAGAUCCUCCACGACGACGUAAGCCCCACUGAAGCAAAGUCAUUGAAGGCGUAA
Messenger RNA from Phytophthora infestans T30-4, 1530 nucleotides. Its product is annotated as Major Facilitator Superfamily (MFS). The record is from RefSeq and is a predicted model, not a curated record. Gene Ontology annotation, biological process: carboxylic acid transport; transmembrane transport. Gene Ontology annotation, cellular component: plasma membrane. Lineage: Eukaryota; Oomycota; Peronosporomycetes; Peronosporales; Peronosporaceae. The transcript has 2 exons. Bases 1 to 1530 code for a protein of 509 amino acids. Gene Ontology annotation, molecular function: carboxylic acid transmembrane transporter activity.